Molecule: messenger RNA, 729 nt
Organism: Malassezia globosa CBS 7966
Lineage: Eukaryota; Fungi; Basidiomycota; Malasseziomycetes; Malasseziales; Malasseziaceae
Exons: 3
Coding region: 1-729 (242 amino acids)
Biological process (GO): late endosome to vacuole transport; endosome transport via multivesicular body sorting pathway; protein transport
Cellular component (GO): ESCRT III complex; multivesicular body
Source: RefSeq, a predicted model, not a curated record
AUGCCGCUAUGGGAGGCAUUGUUUGGGCGCUCAGUGACGCCAGCUGAGCGACUGCGUCAGCAUCUCCGCUCUCUCCAGCGUGCACAGCGCGAGCUCGAGCGCGAACGAGUGAAGCUAGAAGCGCAAGAAAAAAAACUCGUCACUGACAUAAAGCGCCAUGCACGCCAGGGACAAAUGCCAGCCUGCAAGGUUAUGGCGCGCGAUCUUGUUCGAACAAGAAGAAGCAUACAUAAAUUCUAUCAGAUGAGUACACAACUUCAAGCCGUAGGGCUUCGCAUGCAAACACUACGCAGUACUCAGCAGAUGGCCGAGGCCAUGCGCGGCGCGUCUCGAACUUUGGGGUCCAUGAAUAAGUCCAUGAAUAUUAUGGCUGUACAAAAGAUAUUGCAGGAAUUUGAACGGGAGUCAACUUCUAUGGACAUGAAAGACGAAAUUAUGAAUGAUACUGUCGAAGAUGCUAUUGGCACCCAGGAAGAUGAAAUGGGCGAAGGGAUUGGAGAAGGAGAAGAAAGUGAUGCAAUUCUACGAGAGGUACUCGAUGAAAUCGGCCUAGAUAUGCAUCAACAGCUUCGCCAAGCCCCCGAAGGAGCGCUGGCCGCACCUCUCAUGACAUCGACGCCAAGCCGCGUCGCCAUAGGUGAGAGUGCCGGCCCGGGUGGCUCUUCAUCAGCUGCGAAUGAGGAUAUGGCUUUGCAGGAACGCCUCGAUAGACUACGUAAAGGGACGUGA